Messenger RNA from Durusdinium trenchii, 4447 nucleotides. The record is from the annotation of a GenBank genome assembly. NCBI's taxonomy places the organism in Eukaryota, Dinophyceae, Suessiales, Symbiodiniaceae.
GUUUAAUCCUUUACGCGGGCCCCGCUAGGGCUGAUGCUAUGGAUUUGUUAUCAGCAUCUGCGGCAUUCACAAAGUUUGAACGCCAUUGCUUAGAAGAACUUCUGCAAGGUGUAGAACACGACGAUGCACAAGCUUUGGUGCUGGAACAAUGGGAGUCGAUGGAUGAAGAGGCCAAAUCCAAAUGGGUAGAGAAUGAAGCGCCAGUUGAAGCACCACACUCUGUGGAUGCCUUUGAACCUCUUCAUUUGGGGAACGAGACCAGUGAGGUCACUGUGAUCGACGAGGUGCUCGAAGAUGCUGCACUGGCGCCCGCGGAGCCCGUUAGCGCCCGCGGCCCGGCGCCCCGCCGGCGCAAGCGCUCGGCCGUCGCCCCGGCGCCGCGGAAGGCGCCGCGCGCGUCCGAGGCGGCCGUGGAGGUCGCAGCGGCAGCGGGGGAAGGGAUCCGCUGGUUAAAGCCUGGUGAAGCAAGUCUCGAAGAGUCCAGUGAUGAGGACUCAGAGGACCACGAUGAAGAGGACCAGGCCGACCAAGAAUCGAAGCAGCUUGCUUUCAACAGAUCUGCAGUGGUGAGACAAGGUGGCAAACAUCCGGACUGGCUCACCGAGCCUGCAGCUGUGGCGGAAAUUUCACUUCCGCCGUUGUCUCCAGAUGAAGUUGUAUAUCUGCCUGCUGAGGUGGCUGAAAAGCGCUUGCUCAGCAGUCCUCAGUUGGAAAGCGUGGCUUAUGCUGCGCGAAGAUUCCGUGCUCAUCUGCCAUCCGGAGUGCGAGCUGGCUAUUACCUUGGAGACGGUACUGGGUGUGGAAAGGGUCGCGUCAUUGCAGCUUUGGUUUGGCAUUUGUGGAACAGUGGAGCCAAACGGCAUGUCUGGCUCAGUGCCAGCAGCGACCUCCUAGAGGAUGCCACGAGAGACUUUUGUGACCUGGGAGCCGACUUGCCCCUCUGCACCUUGUCAUCGCUACCAUAUGGUUCCAUCAGCACUGGCCCAGGCCUGGAUGAAGAAGGGAAUGGCAUCAUCUUUGCCAGUUACCACUUGCUGGUCGCCAGCAAGGCUUCAGCAUCUGGAGUCCCAACGUCUGAGAAUUCGCGCUUAGUACAGCUCAUUGAUUGGUUGAGAAGAGGGAAAGGGGGUGCCUGUGGCCUCAUUGCCUUGGACGAAGCUCACCGGACGAAGAACGUGAUGAAUUCAAAAACAAGUCAAGGCUCUAAAUCCGGGCUGUGUGCCCUGGAGUUGCAACGAGCCUGCCCCCUGGCUGCAGUGCUUUAUGCCAGCGCGACCGGCGCGACUGAACUGAGACACUUGGGUUACUUAGAACGUUUAGGACUUUGGGGGCGAGGACGGCCCCAUGGAAGCUUUGAAGAGCUUCGAGAUGCGGUGGAAGGUGGAGGAUUCGCUGCGAUGGAGCUUUUGGCCAUGACGAUGCGUGCAGAGGGGAUGCUGUCCUGCCGCUCCUUAUCCUUCAAGGGCGCCUCCUUCCGACUAGUUCCGGUGAGCUUGGAAAGCCUCUGCAACACUUACUCCAAAGCUUGUGACUUCUGGCAGGAGAGCUUGAAGCUGAUUUUGAGGUUGCUGAAGGCCAAAACACGGGAGGUGAAGCAGAAAAGACUCAAGCACUCCACUGAGCUCAAGGAAAACCCUCUACAUCUGAGAUAUUUCUGGGGCGCCCAGCAGCAGUUCUUCCGCCAGUUGCUCAUUUGCACAAAAGUUGAGACUGCCGUCUCCUUGGCCACCUCCGCGCAACUCAGGGGCGAGUCGGUGGUCUUCGCCAUGUGGUCCACCGGUGAGGCGAUCACCGAGGCCGUGGCGAACCGCGAGGGCGACCGUGCGGCGGCCGCCGCCGGCUUCGCCUCCGCGCCCAAGGAGGUCGCCUUGCGGAUGCUGAAAGAGUUGAGGAACUUGGCUGCCUCCCUCGAAUCGGAGCAGGGUGCCCUCAAGGAAAUUGAUCGGGCUGAACAGACCUUGGAGAAGUUGGAGUUGCCUCCCAAUCCUUUGGAUGAUAUCAUGAAGCGAUUGGGCGGUCCUCAUAAGGUGGCUGAGCUCACUGGCCGCACACGGCGGCUGGUCUACAACGAGCUCACGGGCGAGACACGCUUCGAGGAACGCGGUGAGGGUGCCAAUCUCCAGGAGUUGCGAGCAUUCCAGACCGGGCAAAAGCACGUGGCCAUCGUCACCGAGGCGGCCAGUGCCGGAAUCAGCCUCCAUUGCGACAGGCGCUUGCCUGAAGAUGCACAGAGGCCGCGGUACAUGAUCUCAAUAGAGAUGCCAUGGGAGGCCGACAAGGCCUUGCAGCAGCUCGGCCGCGUCCACCGCAGCAACCAGCGGGUACCCCCGCGCUUUGCCUUCGUGGUGACGGAUUUGGGUGGAGAGGUUCGCUUUGUCUCCACCGUGGCGCGACGCUUGCGGAUCCUGGGAGCCAUGAUGAGGGGCGACCGCAAUUCAGCACAUGGGGCCGUACAAAGCUUGGCGACCUUCGACAUCCAAAACCGCUAUGGACGGCAGGCAUUGGCACGCCUCUUUGAGCUACUUCGCAGUGGGCAGGAACCAGAGGUGGCCUUCUCUUUUCUUCAAUUCAGCGACCGAAAGAGCAAGGGCAGCAGCUGGCGAAGCUGGGCCGACUUCAAGAAGAUCGCCCUGAAGGCCUUGGACUUGAUCGGCUUGCGACCGGACACCGAAGACAAAUACGAGGAGUCUUUGGCGGAAUCGAAGAACUUGAACGUUUUCCUCAACAGGUUGCUGAUGCUGGAGCCUAGCAUUCAAAACGCCUUGUUUGAUGCCGUGGCGGAGUUGUACAUGCACUUGGUUGACCUGGACCGGGCCUCUGGGGCGUACGAUGGCGGCCCAGAAAUCCUGGAUCGGAGGCGAGGUACCAAAGCAGAAGUUCGUCUUGUUCAUCGGGAGGUCCUCUUCAAGGAUCCAGUUACAGGAGCCGAAACGGCCUAUGCCCGGCUCCAACUGGAUCGCGGCAUGAGCUGGGAGAAAGCCAACGAGGUGCUGGAGAGCCGUCAGCGCGGCCGAGCAGGCUUCUAUUGGAGACUUGGCGAAGAGAUCGAGCAUGAUGGGGGCCAUCCCUGAUCAGACUAAGGGGGAGGUCUAGAUGACGACAGAAAGGUCAAACUGACUCUAGUGGUCGGACUCUUAGCACCCUACGUACAAUAAGUGGCAUCCUGAUGUUAAUCCAUUUUGGUGAUCCACCUGCAGCGAUUGCAAGUGAGGUGCCCACGCGCUCCCAGUCCAUUGGUCCUUGCUGUUCCUCGGCCUCGCUUGCAUGGGCUUCGUGCUGGUGCAGCCUCUGAUGAUGAUGAGAGUGAUGCGGAUUUAGAUCUUCAUUGGCCCCAGGGGCCACCCGCAGAACAUGGCUGGGAGCAACACGUCUCUUCCGCCAAGCUGAGGAAAGGCGACUUUUUCCACAAAGCUGGUGCAGAUGAGCUCCCCAACGUGUCGACCAUCUGGAAGCGUUUACAUGGGUCUUCUGCAGAUCUGGCUGGAAGAUGGGAAGAUGAGCAUGUCUUGACCGGCUCCAUUUUAAGCACUUGGGCUGUUCUCGGCACAGCCAUCAGCGGAGCCAGCACUUAUUCAAGACUCAAAGUGCAAAGGAUCCCUUUAGUCAGGGCCAAGCUUCCUGAUGGUGGAGCGAUCGUUGGAGUCCGUGUCCGUCAUGAGAGGUUGCAAGAGGUGAGGUAUGUUCUCUCAGCACUGCAUGAUGCGAAGACCAAGACAACCUCUGAAAAUAAGGAAGCGGAUCAGCUGGGCGUGCGGAAGCUGAGUGCUGAGUUGGAGGCCUUCCUGAGGACUCAGCCCAACCAGAGCGCCGCCUGGAGGAACUGGGCGGGUGCGCAUCAGGUCUUAAUGGCCAAUGGGCUGAUACCUGAGGGUGCAGUGGGUAUGCAACAGGCACGGGAAGCCUUUGAGGAUCUGGAGAGGAAUGGGAAAGUAGACAUUCAACCAGAUAGUGUGCAGCUGCGAGAGAAGCCCAAAGGCAGCGGCUGGUAUAUCCCCCCACCCAAGAAGCCUAAGGCCAAAUGCCGCGGCCGGGGGAGGAAGCGCUAGCCGCUAACCGGCCUGACUGUUGUUGGGGAUGCAGGCGGAAUGAUUUAGAAUGAUUUAGGAGGUCCUGGCAAUGCAACCCAAAGAGGUUGAACCCACAAUGCCGAGACCUGACGACAUGACAUGACUUUGUUCUUGUCAACAUGCGUGUGAGGGGCGAUGAAUCUCCUCAAAGCGUUCUCUGGGACUCAAAUUCCAUCAAGUUCUCCUUUCUGCGAGGGCUUUCUUCGUCACAGGUUCCUGUGACUUGCUAAUCUUGCUACAGCUUAGACUCGGCGCAUGAUCUUGUGUCUGCUAGGGGGAAAGAAGUCAUGGCGAUGACGUCAAUGACCUCUGUACGUAUGGAGGUUUUGGCCUCGUGAUUGGACUCGGUCUUAGUGGUUGCAGUCUGCGCGCAGCUGGAG